Messenger RNA from Paramuricea clavata, 360 nucleotides. NCBI's taxonomy places the organism in Eukaryota, Metazoa, Cnidaria, Anthozoa, Malacalcyonacea, Plexauridae. The record is from the annotation of a GenBank genome assembly.
GAGAACCAUACUGAUACUCUGUUGACACUUACGGAGAACACAUAUGUAGAUAACUUAAUGAAGACUGGGGACAGUGUCGAAGAGUUGAAGGAAUUUAAGCACGAAGCUACAACCAUCAUGGAGGAGGGGAAGUUUCCUGUUCAUAAGUGGGAGUCAAAUGUUCAUUCGCUAGAGAGUGCGGACAUGCCCGAUCCUGGAAAGAUACUGGGUUUGACAUGGCAUAAACAAGAUGACGUAUUAGAGAUCCAAGUUCCUGAACGAGAUAACGGACAGCGAAUUACAAAGAAAUCUAUUUUGAGUCAAUUUGGCUGGUAUUUACGAUCCGCUCGGAAUUAUAUCCCCAACAGUUGUGGAAGGUAA